AUGCAAGAAGGGCGCUUCUGGCAGAGCAGGUCGUUGACAUGCGACGACCAGUACCCAGAAUGCGGCCCUCUGGCUACGGCAGCACAGGAAUACGUAACGGUGAACAUACAAGAGGGUACCUUGAGAGGUGAACUGUCUCAAACAUACACCGGCAACCCCAUAUAUCGGUUUCAGGGGAUCCCGUAUGCGGAGCCUCCUGUUGGCGACCUCAGAUUUCAGCCGCCCGUCACAAAGGCAGCCUGGUCCGGAGAGCGAGACGCCCUGAAGGCGUCUUCGCAGUGCCCGCAGUUCAGAAGCAACGCGUUGUCCGGCAACGAGGACUGCCUCUACCUCAACGUCUACGGUCCAGGGACUCCGGCGCCGACCGACUCGCCGAAAAGCGUUAUUGUUUGGUUCCAUGGCGGAUGUUUCACACGAGGAAUUGGCAGCUCCGUAACACCAGACUAUUUUGUUGACAAUGAUAUCAUAUUCGUCGGCACCAACUACCGGCUGGGAGUGCUAGGUUUCAUAAGCACUGGAGACGAGGUGGUGCCCGGGAACAUGGGCCUCAAGGAUCAAGCGGAGGCCCUGCGCUGGGUCAAGAGGAACAUUGCGGCCUUCGGCGGAGACCCGAACCGGGUCACGCUUCUGGGCCAGAGUGCGGGAAGCGCCUCCGUCCACUACCACGUGCUCUCGCCGAUGAGCGCAGGUCUAUUUAAGAACGCCAUAGGAAUGAGCGGAACCACUUUAAGUCCUUGGGCAUUCUCCAAAAACGCGACGGACAGGACAAUACGGUUUGCCAAAUAUUUGGGAUACACCGGGUCCACUUCAACGGAGCUCCUAGCCUUCAUGAAAACUAUCGACUGGACCAGACUAGUUGUGGACGCCAACAACGCUCUGUCGGAAGAGGACAGCACGAGUCUGUUCACCUGCGUGUGGGUGCCCAGCGCUGAACCGCAGCACGACGGGGCGUUCCUGACGGAGCAGCCUGCUACCCUGGUGGCUGAGGGCCGCUACAACCUGGUACCCUACAUGGCGGGCGUCACAGAUCUCGAGCUGCUAUCACAGACCCAUAGUGGUGGGAUACUUUCUACAGAGGAACAAAUAAAUAACUUGAACCAAAACUUCGACGAAAUUGUCGCUUGUGACAUACGACUUCCAACGAGACAGGAGCAGCUGAAUGGGGCUCAUUCCGUCAAGCAGUUUUACUACAACGGAAGUGACAUUACGGUGCAGGACAGUUACACUACGACACUGAUGACUUCUCACCUGUACUUCACGGAAGGUGUCGACACUGUCAUUAGAAGCAUGUCCCGCUUCUCCUCACAGCCGGUGUUCCAGUACGAGUUUACAUUCGUCGGCCCUCUCAACGCAUAUCCAAGUGGUCCAGGGCAGAGCACAGUCGAGGAUAAGGUGUAUCGCGUGCUGCGAAGGUGCCUAUUAGAGGAGAAAGCAAGCCUGGGAGAGAAAGCGGGGCUCUCAGGAUGUGGGUCAAUUAUCAGCAACUGGCAGAACGGAUGGCUCAACCAACGGCCAUGUGUUCAGAAGGGACAGGGUGUGGUCACUUGUGCCGACAUAGGAUGGAAUGACAUUCUGAGCAGACAGAGAAAGGGUGGCCAGCGGAGGCACAAGAGUGGGUAUGAUGGAGGAAGGUAUGGAGGGGGCUGGUGGUUGGAGGGCCAGUGGUGCUGGAACCUGAAGAAGCGCCAGAGCCAGUGGCGAGGUCUCUGA
Molecule: messenger RNA, 1710 nt
Organism: Schistocerca serialis cubense
Lineage: Eukaryota; Metazoa; Arthropoda; Insecta; Orthoptera; Acrididae
Product: venom carboxylesterase-6-like
Exons: 10
Coding region: 1-1710 (569 amino acids)
Source: RefSeq, a predicted model, not a curated record